AUGUCAGACCCAGUUGGCAACAACGCACCACCAGCGCUCGGUGAAGAAGCCGCGUCACUAGUAUCGGACGAGGUUUUGCUGCGUCUAUGGAAUCGAGUCCAAGAGGACGCCUGGUCAGACAAUGUUGCACUCAACUUCUGGCUGCACCUAUUCGCGAAAUACCUGUUCUCGGGCAAGCAAUGGAUCGUCGGUGUCGACAACAGUCCCUUAGACAUCGAGCCGCUCAUGACAGACAUGUCUGUCCAAUAUCUGGGACACGCGGGCAUGCAGACCCUAUUUUUCCACAUGCUCACAAACAAAGAAGCUACAUGGGCUGACUUGGUCGAAAUCGAAACCCAGGCAUAUGUUGCCUGCGCGGAAUAUCUGAGGGCGAAUCCGGACAUCACACUCGUGUACGCCGUGACAAGUUUCGGGACCAGAGCGAGGAUCUGGUUCUGCCGUCAGGGCUCGAAUUCCUUGCAGGAGCUGGUUGGGUCGGACGAUGGGUCUGACGAUGGGUCUGAGGCGUCGAGAUACGUGGAGGCCCACGGCAGCGACGCCAUUGUCCUUCGGAGAGGUUUUAGUUACAUGAUGACGUACCCGCCUGUUGCUCGUCGAGGCAUCAACCACGGGUCGAGGUCUCCUGCAUCAUCUCGCCGUAACUAA
Molecule: messenger RNA, 645 nt
Organism: Fonsecaea monophora
Lineage: Eukaryota; Fungi; Ascomycota; Eurotiomycetes; Chaetothyriales; Herpotrichiellaceae
Exons: 1
Coding region: 1-645 (214 amino acids)
Source: RefSeq, a predicted model, not a curated record